Messenger RNA from Ascochyta rabiei, 561 nucleotides. RefSeq lists its product as uncharacterized. The record is from RefSeq and is a predicted model, not a curated record. NCBI's taxonomy places the organism in Eukaryota, Fungi, Ascomycota, Dothideomycetes, Pleosporales, Didymellaceae. The coding region runs from base 1 to 561 and encodes 186 amino acids. The transcript has a single exon.
AUGGAAAAGUCAAGUUCGUGUUAUGUUCUCAGGCUUGCAGCACAAAGACGGAAGCCGAAAAAGGAGACUGCUCAGUAUUAUUGGCAGACUUUGAUCCUUGGUGGCAAAGAAGACUUGCAAGAAGCCGUACCUUGGACAGCAUACAAUGAGCUCGAUGCUGCUCCGCGGAAGCUGCUAGAGAAUCGGGGCAAAGUGAAAUCGAAAGCGAGCAUGGAGUUGUCCAGCAUUCCUGGUGGGUCUCCCGGGACAAUACUCGAGAUUAUCAACUUUCUCCAAGACAACACCACAGGUGCGGCACGCUUGCUGAGAGCAGUGGGGUUUCUAAGAGAAAGGAAGUGGUUUUCCACAGCUUGUGCAACCAUAGGCUUCACAGGUCCUGGAGUAAGCGUGGGCGACAUAGUGUUCGUCUUCAACGGUUCGCCAACGCCGCAUGUCAUACGAAGAGGUCCUGACCAGGACAAGGAGGUAUACACAUUCAUCGGCGACGCAAAUGUGUACGGACUUGUGAGUGGCGAAGUUGAUGAGAUGGACCUUCAAGAUACGGAGAUCGUGAUGGUGUAG